Molecule: messenger RNA, 7026 nt
Organism: Phlebotomus papatasi
Lineage: Eukaryota; Metazoa; Arthropoda; Insecta; Diptera; Psychodidae
Exons: 2
Coding region: 140-1090 (316 amino acids)
Source: RefSeq, a predicted model, not a curated record
AGUUGCAGCUGUGCUUUCACGGCAACUUGUUGAAUGUUGUAUGGUCUUAUACAUUUUCUUGCCAUUUUGUUUAAGUAAAUGUGCUUUGUGUUUUCACUGACUUUUAAAAUUUAUUCCAUUUGACUGUUUGCAUAUCGCAAUGAUGAAGUGUUCUGUUGUUUUGGCUUUGGCCUUCUUAAUGGUGAUCAAUGGGAUUAGUGGUGUUCCAACUCGUUCGAAAGAAUCUGAAGCCAAGGAAGAGGCUUCUUCAGAUGCCGCAACCAAGAUUGAACGAACAGCAGAAGAUGAUUCGGACAUGCUCAUGGAGCCUGAUGAAUUUCACGACACUUCCAUAAUACCAGCCGUCCUCUUUGCACAUCACACAACACAUGCAGCCGAAUCUGGCUUCCAUCCGAUUGUCAAUCCCGAAUACACAACUUUAUCUUAUCCAUCACCCUCAUCGUCCUCCCCUCCGUCAUCAUCAUUGGAAGCUGAUGCUCCAGCAUCUGAGGCUCAGAAUUACUUUCAAUCGUACUUUAGAAACACAGUGCCACCUCUAGGACACUCUAGGCCAUAUUUCAGUGCUGGUCAUCACCGUGGUGAGGGUAGUUCAGGAUCCCGCUUCAGUUCACUCCGAAGUGUUGGGAAUUUUGAUCAGUCAAUCCUUGGAUCAGGUGACUUUGGUGUAAUUCGAGGUGGUACCUUCUACGGUGAGAACGAUCCACCAUUCCGUGAUAGCGGAGACUACUACAAUUACUUCCACAAGAAUGGCCAUCAGCGUCCCCAUGCCGCCACCUACGUCCAACGCUAUACUUACCCUGAAGAACAAUUUGCCAAUUUCCGUGAUUUUGCCGACAUUAAUUCACCAUCAGACUCAGCAUAUUCUCAAUUUGUGGUGGUAUACGCUAAUAAAAAUUCAACAGAAGCCCAUCCCAAUCCCAAAAACAUCUUUGAGCAACUUGAACUGCUCGAUAAGGCUGAAGAGAAGAAGAACAAAGGUCUGAGCAAACAUAAAGCCAAACUUGCAGCCACAAAAUUGGAGAAGAAGUAUAGGAAGAAGCUGAGUCCCAAGGAAGCUGAUCUCUUAGAGCCACUUCUGGCCCUCAGCUAAAACACUCACCUCCACCCCAUUCCCCUUCAUACUCCCGCCCCCUUCCAAAAAAAAAUCCAUCAUUAUAAUUAUCUCUGCAUCGACUUAGUGAGACUUAGAGAAUUUUUCACCCGACCAUACUUCUAAGGUCAUCGUAAUUCAUUUGCACUGUUAGAAAGACAAGAAAGUUUAAGGUCAUAGACUCCUCUGAAAUAAGAGACUUCAUAGAUUUAAUUAUUUUAUGUCUCUUUGAAAAUAUACAGAAAUAUUGCAAAUUCUAUUGGAUACGAAGAAAAAAGCUGAGAUUGUAAAGAAUCUCAGCUUUAAACUGAAAUUCUAAGAAGCAUCAUGAGGUUUUAAAAGUACCAAGAGUUACCAGAAACCCCAAAGACUACCUUUUUAUUUUUUAUCUUCUCACGAGAAAUGCUUAAAUUUCUUACUUAAACUUGAAGAAUGAAAAAAUAUGCAUGAUGCUAUUCUAAGGUAUCCAAAAAAAAAAGAAAAAACAAAAAUUAGGCUAUUUAAAAAAAAAUAGAAAAUGCUGAUUUCUGAUUUAGUACAGCGACGAUUUGGGAAUUAACUGCAAAAAGUAUUUUUAACCUUCAAGCGGGCAGAUUGGGUCAUAGUGACACAAAAGUGGUAUAUACAGGGUGGCUGAAAAAAAAAUGCAACAAAUUUCAGAGCGCAUAGCUAUCAAACCGCUGGUGACAUCGGUUUCAUAUUUUGCACAUUGGUAGUUCAUUUUAUUGGCUAAAAGCCUCCAAUAGCAUUUUCGGUAAUAUUAUGUAAAACUUUUUUAACUCUUUCCGGACCACAACAUAUCCAGCGAACGAAUUUCAGUAAAACUCACUUUAUUGCAACUCUUAGUGGUCAAAUAUGAUACUUUUACAGAGAAAGAAUUUUUUCCUCCUCUGGGAAAUUGGAAAACUCAUGGGUACUCUCGUCCCCAAAAGAACGCAAGGGAUACAAACAAACUUCAAUUUUCCCAAAGCCAAUAUUAUCGAUUUUGUAAACUAUUUGUGCGUGUCAAAGGACUCCUGUACGAUGUUGAUAACUAAAACAAGGUGAAUUAUUGACCAGUAUCUUGUGGGAUGUCCAGGAAGUGCUAAAAAAGACACCUAGCUCUUGCUUGUAAACAGAUUCCUCAUAAUAUUUUACACAUAACACUUUAAAUUACAUUUCUUUCAACACGAUGUUAUUGUAGACAUAUUAAGCUUUCUCAAAAGCAUAAAAGACACUUUCUAGACAAUCAGAAUUCACCAAAAUUAGGAAGAAUAGGAAAAACUUCCUUGAAAGCAAUCUCCCUCGCUGCCAAAUGUAAAAAUUAUCGGCCAUAUUGGCAAAAAUGUCGCUCCUGCUUGGAAUUUUCUUACAAGGUUGGUGUCAAAAAGCAAAUGGCGGACAUUGGCGGGAUAACCUUACAUUUGACCUCUAGACUUUUGUGGAUGAGAGUACCCAUAAAGUUUGAACAAGGUUUUUGAAAAAUUAAGAAAAAAUUGUUUUUCGAAUUUAUGUAAUCUGUAAUUGUUAGUUAUCAUACUUAUUGGCCCCGAGAGGUUUUUCCUUAUUCUGGUCUAGAAAUAUCAAAAAAGUCACAAUACCUCCAAGGAAGUAGAAAAUCGAAAAUUCACGAUUUUUGACCAAAAAUAUCUAAGCUCAGGAGUUAAUUGGGAUCCUGCAAAAAAUAUCCUAUAUUUGGACAUCCUUAUACUUUGUACUUAUCCAGAAGAAUCGGAUUUUUAUAGAUUCUAGAUAGUCUAAAAGAAUUGUUGUUUCCAUGGGUACCCAGUGUCCCAAAGGAGACGAAAGACUUAAACCGUAAUGGAACUCAAAAGUGACGAUUUAAUGUCACUAUAUAUUGCAGGAAAUGCGGAAGCAGCUGUCGUUAGGGCUCUUCAAAACCCUGAAUGUAAUUAAACUUUCCGUUUUUCGAAGCAUGACUUCGUACAGGGAUACUAGAAGAUUUUUAAAAUGCUUUGGUGGAGGUCUAAAAAAAUUGCUUCAUUGCUAGUCAUCGUUCUUAAAGUGAAGAAGCAAAUUGAACAAAAUCUGUGUCACAUCUGCAAACAAACGAUCUCUGAGACGCAUACAUCGCAAAUAACCGUGAAAUAAAUAUUGUUAAAGGAUCUCUAUAUGAAGCCUUAAAAAUCCUGAAAAGGACGAGAUUUCAUCGAUCCUCAAAAAAAAAGUUAUACUCGAUCGACGAAGGAGUAAAUUCGCUUGCACGUUCAUGGUCAGUUUCAGAAUUGUCAUCUUUUCUGAUAAGUAAAAUUUUCAAUUGAGCAAUUGAUGUGCAAACAAAAUAAUUGUGUCUAUCUGAAGGAAAGAUCAUACGAUAAUUUAGAUGUUCUAAUGACCACCGGAUGUCAAGGACCACCUUAUUUGAAGGUCUGGACUUCCUUGGAGACAAAUUAUCGCUUUUCACUCGGGUUUUUAGGCUAUACCGUCAAAACGAAUGCUAAUGUUUGUCUGGAAAUUGUCCUGGAAGGAGUGUUGGAGUCGUGGACAAACAAAAAUUUUAGUAAGAAGAAAUGGAAGUUCGAUCAAGACUCGACAACGUCUCAGAAAUCACGCUCCGAAUAAGAUUUGGCUAAAAAAAAUGUUGCGUACUUCAUUUUGGGAAAACAAUGGCCUCCACAAUUCUUAAAUGUAAAAUCGUUAGACUUAUCCAAAAGAGGCAUUUUGUUGGUCAAGGCUAUGACUAAAAAGUAGCAAAGUGUCGAUGAGCUGAAAGGAUCCCCUCCUUGUGAAUAUAGCAGGACAUUCAAAAGGCUGACAUUCGUGCAAACUGCGAUAGCACUUCCGACAGACUUAAGACCAUAAUUAAGUCAAAAUAAGAUCGUAUUGAACAAAACCGAUAAUAUUCUAAAAUUUUGAUGUAAUUUCUACUAUUUUGUCUUUAUUUCAAAAAAGUUGAACAAAAAAUGAGGAUAAUAUAGCGCUUUAGUUUGUUGCAUUUUUUUUUCAGCCACCAUGUAUUUUGAUAAUUUUAAAAUUUGUUCUAUUGAAUGUUAAACAAGUAGCUAAAAUUUGUCUUUGUUACAAAAUGAAGAUUUUGUGCAAUUUAUUUAUUUAUUUUAUUUAUUUAUUUUUUGAAGUGAUUAAAUGAGAACUUUUUUUAUAUAGACAUCAAAAAAUAUCUCAAUUUCGAUCUAUCGACAAUUUUAAAAUUGUUAACCGAUUUUUAUCACAUGAAGCAUUUUCGAAAUAUCAUUCGAAGCUCUAAACCGCCAUGAGCAUUUCUGGAACCGUGCAAAAAUUGAUUUUUUUUUUAAUGUAAAUAUUAUCAGCCUAUUUACAUUGGGCAAUACUUCUUCUAACUUUAUCAUACGGCAUGCCCUAUAAUGCCGUGUUUCAUUGCAUAAAUUACAAACAAGAGAUAAAUGAGAUUGUUGUAGUUCUCCAGGAACGAUAUGAUGUCGAAUAUAGAAUAUAGGAAAAUCGAAUAGGAUAAAAAUCCAAUAAGAAAAAUUACAAUAGGAAAAAUUAAAAGCAUUUGGUAAAGACCCAAGAUAGAAUUUAAAGAAUUUUUGUUAUUUGCUCGGUCAACAGUUACCAAACCAUUGAAAAGCAUUGAGCUUGAUACGAACUUUUUUGAGUCUUUUUGAGUCUUACGAACCAGCACGGUGAUUACACAGAAAAAAUUACUUCGUCAAAUUGUUCGGAAAUAUUUGUGAAUACUGGUGACGUACGAAAUACUCACGGAGCAUAUAAUCCACUAAAAGGUUUGUAAAAGUUUGUACUUUUUCACUAACACUGUUCAUAACAUGAUCACUUGACAAGCAUAUUUUGUUUAUUUACAUUUGUUCGUACAUUUUUGUAUAUUUGUCAAAACAUUACAAACAAAUGAUAAAAUUUUAAGAACAUUUUUUUUCUAUGCUUACGAAGAUUUACAAACACAUGUUCGUAAAAGAACAAAAAGUGCUCGUCAAAUGAUCAUGUUACAAACAAUUUUUGUGAUAAAAUCACAAACUUUUGCGAAUUUAUUUGUGGCUUACACGCUUCACGAGUAUUUCGUAAGUCCCCUGUAGAAAUUCACAAACAUUUACGAACAAUUUUACGAAAUAUUUUCUUUCUGUGUAGUUAUUUAUAAAUAGUUCUUCUAACGGGAAAAAAGAAAAAGAUUUUGACAUUGGAUUGUUACUGGAGAUGAAAGAGGGAUACACUAAAAAGAGGGAUAUCAGAAAUGUUAAGAGCUUAAUUUUCUGUGUCUUUAGAAGGCCACAGAUACGAAAUAUCCAAAUGGAACAUUCAACGACCCACCCCUUGUCACUCCUUCCGAUUACUACACUGAGAGAAAUCCGAAAAAGUUAAAAUAACAUUCCGGAAAUGUUUAUUUUACCCUGCAGUAUUGAUCCAAAAUCGGUGUAAAUAUUAUGCUUUUUAGGUGUAUUAGGGGUUAAAGUUACCCCUCUUUAAGUUAAUUUUACACUUAAAAAGGUGUAAAAUUAACAUUUAAAAAUGUUGAUAUAUUUUUACACCUAAAAAGUGUUAAAGUUAUGAGGAAAAAAAGUUAAUCGCACCCCCGUUUUUUUCUCAAUGUACUUGUUUGUGAUCAAUAGACUCAUGACCUGAAAGAUCUGUCCUUCUAUUCGUAUUUAGAAGUCAUAAAUUCGAUCGAUUCUUGAAUUGAACCAAAUGGCCCCUACACACUAUAAGAAGUUUUCAUUAAUGGCAAAUCAUUUAUACAGUUGUAUAGGAAAAACUGUCAAAUUUCGACAAUGAUUCCAAAUAUGGACAUAAAUUUUCCUAAAAAUUGACAUCAAAAUUUCGCAUUUUGAAAUAAAUUAAUAAAUUAUUUUCUUCGAUUAAUAGGCAAAUUACAAUUUACUUCAAAAUUGUAAAUUCUGACAAAGAUUUCUCAGGUGGAAAAGCUGCAAAAAAAAAGGAAGAAGUGAGUGUAGGGAGUGAAAGGUUAGCGAUUGAAACGUGAGUGACAUAUGGGCUGAUCACGCCGAUUAAUCUCCGAUAUCGCUGAUAUUAAAAAAAAAAACUAAAUAAAAUAAAUAAAUAAUUGUCAUCUUUGCAGCAAAUUGAAAUUCAAGUCCUUUGGGACCACAUUCUGCCCGCCCGAAGGUUAAGAAGUAAUUUUUGCUACUACUGAUUUCAAAAUAGUUUGCCUGAUUAUUUGUUUUUACCUAUAAUUGAUUCGUUUGUAGAAAUAAAUAUUAUUCUAUCGGCAAAUUAAUCGUAAAACGACAACAUAUUCGAAUUCAUAAAAUUUUGUCUUGGAAUACUAAAUAUUUGAGUACAAAUAUUACAGUAUUUCCCUAUAUGAAACGCACCAAAAAAUGCCAUUUAAGUUUUGUUUUUUUUAUAAAUUAACAUUCUGUCGACUGUUAAACUUUCUGUCUUUCUUACCAGCAAGGGAUUAAAAAUUAAACAAAUAUCUCAACAAAUGAGAGAGAUAAAAAUCUUCAAUGACAUGCAUUGCUAAAGAAAUGAGAUAUACUACAAAUGGAAGGCAGAGUUUAGAGAAAGAAAAAAAAAGAAAACUGUGAUCCAGGGACUUUGAAAUGUAACCUUUUAUAAAAAAAAAAAAUAGACAACAAAAAGGAUUUCCAACGGAAUUUAAGAAAUUGGAAAAGAAAUUUUUAAUAAUUUGAUUCGUGUGUGUUUUUUUUUUAAAUACCUUUGCAAAAAGUGGUGCCUUAAAAAAAUAUUAUUUUUAAAUAAAGAAAAAGAAUAAUGUUGAUUUGUAUUGAGGAAAGUGUACUUGAACAUUAUAUUUCCUUAUUCAUUUUCCAUUUUUUUUUGUUGUUUCUAUAAUUUCUCAAAGACAGUAUAUAGAGUUUUCUCUGAUUUUCUACCUUUCUUUCAUGACAAAUAUUCUAAGUAAUAAUUAAAUUCUUAAUUGUAAUUAUAAUGUAUAAUGUAGUAGUUUGUAAAAAGCAAAUCUAGUUUGUAAGAGUUCGUUUUACAUUUAAUAAAUUUUAAUAUUUUAUUUUAUAGUAAAA